AUGAGGAGGAAGAAACAAGGAGUCACCGAGGGCGAAGGAGCAUCGAUCCUGCUACUCGUCGCAUUGACUCCUGUUAUCUGCUCCGCCGGAAUCCUGGACCCUUGGCAGUGGGCACGUAGCGAUCGAAUCGAGGUCAACAUCCCUUGGCUGCCAUUCGAGAAUGAAACACGUUGCUACGACGAGCUAGGGUGCCUGAACAUAACCAGGAGCUGGUACCACCUCAUCCACAGACCACUAAAUGUGUUUCCUCUGCCGCGAGAAGUGAUCAAUACGAGAUUUAUUUUGUACACGAAGGACAAUCCCACCGACGGUCAAGUGCUGAUAGUUGCUAAAAAUAAAUCAAUUAAGAGGUCAUACUUCAAUCCGAAGAGGCAAACGAAGUUCAUUAUACACGGGUUCAUAGACACCCCGCUUAGCAAUUGGGUCAAGGAAAUGAGAAAUGAAUUACUGAAACAUGAUAACUACAAUGUCAUCAUAGUUGACUGGGCUGGAGGAAGUCUACCUCUUUACACUCAAGCAACAGCCAAUACAAGACUGGUGGGCCUUGAAAUAGCUCAUCUCAUUAAACACUUACAGACAAAUUAUGGAUUGGACCCAAAUGAGGUGCACCUGAUUGGACACAGCUUGGGGGCCCAUACUGCUGGGUAUGCGGGCGAAAAGUUGGGUGGGAACAUUGGCCGAAUUACAGGAUUGGAUCCUGCAGAGCCCUAUUUCCAAGGAAUGCCUAGUCAUCUAAGACUUGACUACACUGAUGCCAAAUUGGUUGAUGUCAUUCACACAGAUGGCAAAAGCAUCUUUUUCCUAGGACUUCCAGGAUAUGGAAUGAGCCAGCCUUGCGGCCACUUGGAUUUCUACCCAAACAAUGGCAAGGAACAGCCAGGUUGUACAGAUCUGAGUGAAACUACGCCUUCUCUGCCCUUGACGCUGAUAAAGGAGGGUCUGGAGGAGGCAUCGCGGGUACUAGUGGCCUGCAAUCACGUGCGUGCCAUAAAACUGUUUAUCGAGAGCAUCAACUCCAAGUGCCAAUAUGUGGCUCACGAGUGUUCCAGUUAUGCGAGCUUCCUCAAGGGCGAGUGCUUCUCAUGCAAGAGCAACAACAGCCUCAGCUGCGGCGUCAUGGGGUAUCACGCUGACACCAGCCCGGCUCUGGUCAAAAGACAAGCCAUAGGGCAGGAUGUCCUAUCUUUGCUAGGCUCGAAAUUCUUCUUCACUACUGGCAAAGAGGAUCCUUAUUGCAGGAGACACUACAGGAUUACUAUUAAUCUUGCCCGACCAUCGACUGCGGAAAGCUGGGUCCAAGGUUUCAUGAAAGUCACUCUUCACGCGGAAAACGGCAUCAUUCGGGACGUCGAUCUCACUCCUAGCGGUUACAUGAAAUUGGAACACGGAUCGACAGUGCGAAUGGUCGUCGCUCAUCCAGCCGGGGCAACCGGAGAAAUUGGAAAAAUCAGACGGGUUGAACUUUCAUGGGCUUACGAUAUGGACGUAUUGCAACCAAGAUCGCUAUGUUUUUUCUGGUGCAACGAUCGCCUCUACGUGAACAGCGUCACCGUGGAUGUCAUGGAACUUCCAGGCAGAGGAAAAAGGGAGACAGACUUCACCAGUAAGCUUUGCUCAGCAAGCAGGCAGGAUUAUGCAGAAAUUGCUAGUGGUUCCACAGCAUCUUUCAUCGACAACUGCUGACAGUGUCUUCAAGUUAUUUAACAUGUAUCUGAUUACAACGUGAUAGUAGUUCGAGGUUC
Messenger RNA from Habropoda laboriosa, 1742 nucleotides. RefSeq names its product pancreatic triacylglycerol lipase-like. Lineage: Eukaryota; Metazoa; Arthropoda; Insecta; Hymenoptera; Apidae. The transcript has 9 exons. Gene Ontology annotation, molecular function: triacylglycerol lipase activity. Bases 1 to 1683 code for a protein of 560 amino acids. Gene Ontology annotation, biological process: lipid metabolic process. The record is from RefSeq and is a predicted model, not a curated record.